CAUCUACCACCGUCGGAGAAGCUUUAUUAGCUUCCGGCAUAAGAUUUCGUCUCCUGGACUCUGGUUUUAAAAAGAGAGACGUUUCUUGUGCUUGGUCCCCAAAGGAAGAAGGGAUGGUAGCUGAAACUCAUCCUUCAUGGAUGAGGCCUACUGAUUCUAAAUCUUCGCGAGUUGAUUUUGAUGAAAAAGUUCUUAUUUCUAAUUCGUCUUCAUCAUCAUCAAAAGCCAUGUUAGCGGAAGAUAGACAAGAACAUUCCCCUUAUUCUUUUCCUUCUCAAAAUGAAAAUCAUUCGGCGACCUUUUCUGACUUCAAUUUAGGGUUUGGAGAGCGGGUUUUCUCUGCUGCUGGUGCUGCUGUUAUCUCAGCUAUCCUCGUUAAUCCUCUCGAUGUUGUCAAGACAAGGUUGCAAGCGCAGGCUGCCGGGGUGCCAUAUUCUCAUCAACAUUACCAUAUUCAUAGCCGUACGAGAUCUAUUGGGCCGUAUAAAGGAACUCUGGAUGUCUUCAGCAAAAUUGUUCGACAGGAAGGAUUCAUAAGGCUAUGGAGAGGCACAAAUGCAGCCUUAGCUCUGGCCAUACCGACUGUCGGGAUAUACUUACCUUGCUAUGAUAUAUUUCGAAACAGGAUUCAAGCAUUGACAGCUGACCAUGCUCCUCACUUGACACCAUAUGCACCUUUAGUAGCAGGUGCAGUUGCGCGGUCAUUAGCUUGCAUUUCUUGCUAUCCUAUUGAACUCGCACGAACUCGCAUGCAGGCGUCUAAAGAGUUAAAAAAUGGAGUGAAGCCUCCAGGGGUUUGGAAAACCUUACUUGGGGUGCUUAAUCCUGUCAGCAGGACAUACAGUUUGCAUAAUUUACAAGGAUACCGUCUCUUGUGGACAGGGGUAGGAGCGCAGGUUGCUCGUGAUGUUCCAUUUUCUGCGAUUUGCUGGUCGACCCUUGAGCCUAUGAGGAGGCGGAUUCUUGGCCUAGUUGGUGAGGAAAAUGGGACAAUUGUGCUGGGAGCAAAUUUCUCUGCAGGUUUUAUUGCAGGAAGCCUUGCUGCUGCUGCUACAUGUCCUCUUGAUGUUGCUAAAACCAGGAGACAGAUAGAGAAGGAUCUUGUGAGGCAGUUGAAUAUGACGACGAGACAAACGGUAAUGGAGGUUUGGAGGGACGGAGGGGUGAAGGGGCUCUUUAUGGGAGUUGGUCCACGUGUUGCCCGUGCAGGACCAUCAGUUGGAAUUGUUGUUUCAUUUUACGAAGUUGUCAAGUAUGUUUUACACCAAAGACAUACGUCUCCUCGUGUUUGAUAGGCGUUAGAAGAUAUUUGUUCCAAAAAUUUCACCCUCAUACGUCCUUGGCUGUAAGGCUUGACGGCGUGGUACCUAUGAGACCCUACAAGAGCACUAAUCAGAAACUACACCACUACCUCCUUCAGUGUAGCUGAUAAAACAUUGUUUCAGAUUCAAGAAUCCUUGAAAUUGCAAAAUAAUACUGCAUGUUGCAAGUUCUGUUCCAGUUUGAUUGUACAAGUGUAUCUUUCUCAAGGAAGUUACUCAUCAAGUAAUUAAUUAAUUCCAGAAACAAUUCAAAUAUAAAUAAGUUACCAAUUAUCUCUUCUA
Molecule: messenger RNA, 1604 nt
Organism: Papaver somniferum (opium poppy)
Lineage: Eukaryota; Viridiplantae; Streptophyta; Magnoliopsida; Ranunculales; Papaveraceae
Product: mitochondrial carrier protein MTM1-like
Exons: 10
Coding region: 114-1292 (392 amino acids)
Biological process (GO): mitochondrial transmembrane transport
Source: RefSeq, a predicted model, not a curated record